Molecule: messenger RNA, 1383 nt
Organism: Aspergillus clavatus NRRL 1
Lineage: Eukaryota; Fungi; Ascomycota; Eurotiomycetes; Eurotiales; Aspergillaceae
Product: histidine phosphatase family protein
Exons: 5
Coding region: 1-1383 (460 amino acids)
Cellular component (GO): fungal-type cell wall
Molecular function (GO): acid phosphatase activity
Source: RefSeq, a predicted model, not a curated record
AUGCUCUACUCGAACUCACAGCUGCUUGUCUUGAUUCCAACAGUCGCCGCCUCGACUCUCCUCUUCUCCCAGCAAACUCUUGAUGGCAAUAACAUCUUCAAACACAAUGGGGCAAUGGGACCAUACGUGGACCGUACCUCCUACGGGAUCAACCGUAACCCCCCAGCUGGCUGCAUGGUUGACCAAGUCAUCAUGAUCAAACGACAUGGGGAACGAUACCCCCUUGGAAGCGAAGGGCCAAAGAUCGAAGAUGCCCUGCAAAAGGUCAAAGAUGCAAUUUUAGAUGAGCCCAUCAGCGACGGCGAUCUCGCCUUUGUCAAGAAUUGGACGUACUUCGUCUCUUCCGAUUGUUACUAUGACAAGGAGACCACCACAGGGCCAUACGCAGGAAUCCAGGCCGCUUAUUCGCACGGUGUAGACGCGCGAAAUCGUUACGGCCACCUCUGGGAUGAAGAAACGGUGAUACCAUUAUUCGCUAGUGACACGAGCCGCAUCGUGGAUACGGCUCGGAUGUUCGGAGAAGGCUUCUUCGGUGCUGCCGAUUACAAGACGAAAUCGGCUCUCAACAUCGUUUCCGAGUCGAAGGACCGCGGCGCGAAUGCUCUCUCGCGCGCAUGUCGGAGCCGUGACGCGGACGGGCAGAGUAUAUGCGAUGCGUGGCCGCAGACGUUGCCGCAGCUCGAAGUCGCGGCGCAGCGGCUGAAUGCCCAAUAUUCCAGUUUGAAUCUGACUUCGACUGAUGUAUUCUGGCUAAUGACAAUGGCGUCGUAUGAGCCGAGUGUCCGUGGCUAUUCGAACUGGACCGGAGCUUUCACGAUGGACGAGUGGGUCAGUUUGGGGUAUAUCUGGGAUCUACACUUCUACUAUUGCGCAGGUCCCGGCAACGAAAAGAUGCGCUCCGUUGGCGCUGUCUAUGUCAAUGCUACUCUCGCCCUUCUCAACGAGGGCCCUUCAUCUGGCACUCUAUUUUUCAACUUCGCGCAUGAUACAGACAUCACUCCCAUAAUUGACGCGCUGGGCAUCCUGCCUCAGCAGGAAGAUCUCCCCGUUGACCGAGUAGCCUUCGGCAGUCCCUGGUCAAGUAGCGAGUUAGUCCCAAUGGGCGGCCAUCUGGUCAUGGAGCGGUUAAGCUGUAAUGCAACUGCAGUAUCACCGGCAGGGCCAUACGUGCGGCUGGUUCUCAACGAGGCUGUUGUGGCCUUUCGUGCCUGUCAGUCUGGUCCUGGCUAUUCUUGUCCCCUGGAGGAUUAUACGUCGAUUCUGUCGGGGGACCUACCGGACUUUGUUUCGGAAUGCGAGAUUCCAGAGUCCCUGCCUCAGUAUCUUGAUCUUUGGUGGAACUAUAGCUCGUCAUUUGUGAAUCUUCAGAUGGAGUCCAGGUAA